GGCAUCGGCCGCGGCAUGUUCGACCACUACGUCGCCCAGCCGUCCAACACCCUCAUCGCCGCCGUCCGCGACACCGCGGGCUCCCAAGGCCUCCUCACCGUCCCAAAGGGUCAGGGCACCAAAGUCAUCCUCGUGAAAAUCGACUCCGCGUCUAAAACCGACGCUUACGACGCCAUCACCUCCCUUCGCGCCCAGGGCAUCGACCACGUCGACGUUGUGAUCUCCGCCGCGGGCGUCGCGAAGCUGAAUACGAUUGAGGAUAUGCCGCUUGAGGAGUAUGAGGAGGUGCUGAUGGUAAAUGCGAUUUCGGUUAUGGUUUUGUAUAAAGCGACGCUGCCGCUUUUGAGGCAGGCGGAUAGGGGCAACGGGGGGCCGAGGUUCGCGUUUAUCAGCGCGGCGGGGGGCAGUUUGAAUGAGAUGCCGAAGUAUCCGUAUCCGAAUGCUAGCUAUGCGAGUUCGAAGGCGCUGGCGAAUGUACUUGUGGUGAAGAUGGGGAUGGAGAAUGAGUGGUUGGUUACGUUAUGUAUUCAUCCGGGGCUAGUGCAGACUGAUAUGGGGAAUGCCGGUGCGCAAGCUUUCGGGCUAGAUAAGGCGACGCUUACUCUUGAGGAGAGUAGUAAGAAUACUGCGCAUAUUAUCGACAAUGCCACGAAGGAGGAACAUUCAGAGAAGUUCUUUAACGAGACUAUCGAUCGGAUCCAUCCAUGGUAG
Mytilinidion resinicola is the source of this 711-nucleotide messenger RNA. Its product is annotated as putative short chain-type dehydrogenase. The record is from RefSeq and is a predicted model, not a curated record. The transcript is spliced from 3 exons. NCBI's taxonomy places the organism in Eukaryota, Fungi, Ascomycota, Dothideomycetes, Mytilinidiales, Mytilinidiaceae. The annotation marks the transcript as partial.